Messenger RNA from Pyrenophora tritici-repentis Pt-1C-BFP, 291 nucleotides. RefSeq lists its product as uncharacterized. The record is from RefSeq and is a predicted model, not a curated record. Lineage: Eukaryota; Fungi; Ascomycota; Dothideomycetes; Pleosporales; Pleosporaceae.
AUGCGUUUUACAGUCGCCACCCUUGUUGCCGUCCUUGCAUCUCUCGCAGCUGCUAGGACUUCUCCUCCAGGACUUCCGGACGGAUGUACAGAUCUCUCCGACGCCUGUAGCAAGGGCACGUCGUCCACUUGCACAAUAUCUUGCCGCAAAAGCGUUCCCCCAACCGAUGAAAAUCGCCUUACGACUAUUGAAUUGAAGGCUGGCUUCGGCAACUGUAUCGGUUACUCGGCUAGGGCACAACAGCGAUACAAAAAGAAGGGAUAUUGCUCUCCAACUUGGAUUCAGGAUUAG